AUGGCUGCACCUGUAAAAUCAUUAAAGAGUAUUGCACCUGUACCGAGUGCCAAUGACUUCUUGGAUAUCGUCCUAUCUAAAACUCAAAGGAAGACACCGACGGUGAUCCAUAAGAAUUUCAAGAUAUCGCGUAUCAGAUCAUUUUACAUGAGAAAAGUUAAAUUCACCCAGGAAUGCUUUAACGAGAAGCUAGACGCUAUCUUGGGCGAAUUCCCGAUGUUAGACAACCUCCACCCCUUCUUAUCCUCCCUUAUGAAUGUCUUAUACGAUAAGAAUCAUUAUAAGCUCGCUUUGGGUCAGCUGAACACCGCUCGCCAUCUCAUAGAUCAAGUCUCAAAAGACUACAUUCGUCUCAUGAAGUUUGGUGACUCCCUUUACCGUUGCAAGCAGCUCAAACGCGCUGCUAUGGGCCGUAUGGCGACCGUCAUGCGCAGACAGAAGGAUCCUCUCGCCUACCUCGAACAAGUCAGACAACACAUUGCUCGUCUUCCUUCCAUAGACCCUACUACCAGAACUAUGCUCAUUUGUGGUUACCCAAAUGUUGGAAAAUCUUCUUUCAUCAAUAAAAUCACUAGAGCUGACGUUGACGUUCAACCAUACGCUUUCACCACAAAGUCCUUAUUCGUCGGUCACAUGGACUACAAGUACCUCCGCUGGCAAGUCAUUGACACCCCGGGUAUCCUCGAUCACCCACUCGAAGAGAUGAACACCAUCGAAAUGCAAUCUAUAACCGCUAUGGCUCACUUACGCUCUGCUAUUCUCUACUUUAUGGACUUAUCUGAGCAAUGUGGUUACACCGUUGAAGCUCAAUGUAAACUCUUCUCUUCCAUCAAACCUCUCUUCGCUAAUAAGCCCGUUUCUAUCGUCUUUAACAAGAUUGAUGUUGCUACUUUUGAUGAUCUCACUGAUGAAAAGAAGAUGGCUGUUCAGGAGGUACUCGCUGAUGGUGAUGUGAAAAAGUUGCAACUCUCGUGUAUGUCUGAGGAAGGUAUUAUGGACGUACGUAACCAAGUCUGUGAAACUCUCCUCGCACACCGCGUAGACACUAAAAUGCGUGGUUCCAAGAUCAACUCUGUGGUCAACAGAAUUCACGUUGCUCAACCAAAACCCCGUGAUGACGUCGAGCGUACUGCUCAAGUUCCAGAUAUUGUCAAACAACGUAAGGGUUACGAUAAGGAGGAUCCACAAAGGAAGACUCUCGAGCGUGAUAUUGAGGAGGCUAAUGGUGGUACUGGUGUUUACAGCGUUGAUCUUCACAAGAACUACCUCCUCGAGAACGAUGACUGGAAGAAAGACACUAUGCCUGAAUUCCUCAAUGGUCAUAACGUCGCUGACUUUGUUGAUCCUGAUAUCGAAGAGAAGCUUGAGGCUCUUGAGCGUGAAGAGGAUAAAUUGGAGGCUGAUGGUUUCUAUAAUUCUGAUGAGGAGAUAUUAGACAGUGAAGAGGAAGAAACACGCAGCAAUGCUCAAGCUAUUCGUGAAGAGAACAACCUCAUCAAAUUAAAGUCACAGGAUCAAACAAGAAAGAAGAAGAACGCAAUGAUGCCACGUACCCGCCAAACGAGAACUUUGGAUGAUAUGACUGCUGACUUAACUGCUAAGGGUAUAGACGCAUCCAAGAUUGAGGACAGGGCCAUGUCACUCGCCAAGGCUAAGGGACUGGUUGGAAAGCGUAAGCAUGAUGACGUUGAGAUGAAGGAGGUUGAUGAGGGUAGUGAGGAUGCUGAAGGAAUGGAAGUGGAUCAAGAUAAGGCAUCUAAGAAAUCUAAGGGUGUCGCUGCAGCUGAUAAACCACUUCAUCCACGCGCUCCUAAGAAGAAUAGAGCCGUUGAAGGUCUUGGUAGUAGAGCAAAUGAAGAGCAGGCUAAGAAAUACAGAGCUUUGGCUUCUAGAGAACCUGCUAGACAUUCCAAGGCUUCUGAAUCUGACAGACACAUACAAACUGCUAGACCAAAAUGGAUGAUGUCUGGAAAGAGGAAGAUGGGAACCAACGACAGACGUUAG
Molecule: messenger RNA, 2004 nt
Organism: Wallemia ichthyophaga EXF-994
Lineage: Eukaryota; Fungi; Basidiomycota; Wallemiomycetes; Wallemiales; Wallemiaceae
Product: putative nucleolar GTP-binding protein 1
Exons: 2
Coding region: 1-2004 (667 amino acids)
Biological process (GO): ribosomal large subunit biogenesis
Cellular component (GO): nucleolus
Molecular function (GO): GTP binding; RNA binding; GTPase activity
Source: RefSeq, a predicted model, not a curated record